This is a messenger RNA of Haliotis rubra (blacklip abalone), 6014 nucleotides long. Its product is annotated as RNA-binding protein 25-like. The coding region runs from base 92 to 2344 and encodes 750 amino acids. The record is from RefSeq and is a predicted model, not a curated record. The transcript is spliced from 10 exons. Lineage: Eukaryota; Metazoa; Mollusca; Gastropoda; Lepetellida; Haliotidae.
ACAAGGGCAAGGACGUGCGAGCAAGCGAGGAUUUCUUUUUUCUCACAGACCCCGAACGUUUUGUGAAUUUCUGCCGUGCAAACAGUCAGCCAUGGCAGCUCCUAAAGGAGCCAUGGACCGAGGAACAGUUCGUCAAAGGACCAUAUUUUACAACAGAAUACUUCAACUCCGGUCUGAAACUGACAAGCCAGCAAACAUGUUAUCUUGUGGCAAAGAACGGCAAAGAAGCCAUACGAUUCGAACAUCCAAAAGACAAAACCCAUCUCUUUCCUAUGAGCUGUUUUGCGAUGAAGAUCAAUCAGAUGAAACGUUGCCAGAAUCGGAGGACCUGGAACGAUAUGUUCUUGAAAACACACAAGGCACAACAAAGGCACUGUUCCUUAGAUUCCCAGUAAGAGGACUCUAUAAACUCCGUGUGUAUGGUGGCAGUGGAUACAACCCUCCGCAUAUCUGUGACUUCCGUAUCCGCUGUGAAGAGGAAGGGAAGAACCCUAACCCGUUCCCUCUAAAGAAGGACAUAGGAUAUGGUUAUAGUCAAGAAGCCAGGGACGCUGGUCUCGUCACCACCUCAGCCUACAGCGGCAUUGUAGUCAUGGAACACGGACAGAAGAUGACGUUUGAAUUUGAUGUUGAGAAGCCAUCCGAGUUUGAGACGAAGAUGCAUCAUCGAGACAAGACUCUGGAUGAACUCGAUAAAUACGUGGAGAAAAACGUCACGGACAAAAAGGCUGAGAUAACUGUGACAAUGCCAGAGGAAGGUCUAACUAGAGACUCGGAAUAUGCUCUGGAGAUUAACACGAGGGAGAAGGACAGUCAUGACUCCUACAGGAACGUGUGCAACUACUUCCUGACGCCGGACAAGGCCCAGUGGAAGGAUGAUUCAGACGCCAAACCCAGUAACCGUGUCCAGCAGAGACCAGCCCAUGCACAGGUCAGGGUUCAGCAGAAGCCUGCUCCGCGACAGCGACCACGGACUCCGGUUAGAUCUGAGAGUCCCCGGUUCCGCAUGCGAGAUGCCACCGAUCAAGAGUCCAUCGACAAUCUGGAGAGAACAAUCAGGGACUUUGAAAAGUCAAAGUUGGAUGAGAAGGAUGAAGAUUAUACCCGCGCCAAGGAAAGACUUGUGCUGCUCAGGAACAAAGCUAACAAGGAUGAGGCCAUAAGGAAGCGCAUGCGUGAUGCCACAAAGGAAGACUCCAUCGAGGAACUUGAAAAGUCGAUCAAAGACUUUGAGGAUGGAGACCUGGAUGAGAAGAACAGGGAUCUGACCAAGGCUAAGGAAAGACUGGAACAGCUGAAAAAGAAGAAGGCAGAAGAAGAUGCUAUCAGAAAACGAAUGAGAGACGAUACCGAUGGAGAUUCGAUAGAGGACCUUGAGAAAUCCAUCCGUGAUUUUGAGGAGGCCGGUAUUGACGAAAGGGACAGAGAUCUGACCCUGGCCAAGGAGAGACUGAGACAACUGAAGAAUGAUGCACACAAAGAGCCAGAGCCAAAGGACGAGCGGGCGCGGGAGGUGAUGCGGGACGCCACUGAGAAUGCUUCUGCAGAUGAACUGGAGAGAGCUAUCAAGGAAUUCGAGGACUCAGGCCUAGAUGAGAAGGACGAGGACUUAACUAAGGCCAAGGAGAAGCUUGUGAAGCUCAGGGCUAACAAACUACUGAAGGCUGAAGAGGACAAACUGCGGAAGAAACUGGCCGAUGCGCAGGCUGGCGACAACAUGGACGCUCUGGACAAAGCUCUGGAGGAAUGUAAGAGAGCCGGACUAGAGGACAAGGGUGACAUCACCAAGGCUGAGGAGACCCUGAUGAACAUGCACAAGGAAAAACUUGAGGAGGCCAGGAGACAGCGUGAUGCAGAGAAACUCCAGAAGGCUCUGGAGGAAGCGGAACAAUCGGCUGUGGCGGACAAACUGGACGACACUGAGGACUUCCAUGAGGCCAAAGAAACAAACGAACAGCUGGCCAGGGUCAAGAAGUUCAACAGACAGGUGAUGGAACUGAAUCCCCGCCUGGUGUCGGAGAUUGCCAGCUACAAGAGACCCAAGCCAUGUAUCCAGGACGUGAUGAAGGCGACCUACAUCAUCCUGGGAGAGAAGGAACAAUCUCUGGAUUGGCAGAGAAUCGUGAAGCUGAUGAAAACUAUUGGUCAAGGAAAUGUCAUCAGGAGAGUUGGCCAGUUUGACAUUGUCGGUGUGAAUUCGGAACAAGCCAGUUCGGCGGACAAACUCAUCUCCAAGUACGACAUGGCUGACGUUAAGAGAAACAGCCAUGGAGCUGGAACAUUUUACUCUUGGACCAGAAAUGUGGUUAACGAAGUGAACGGACAAGGGGAAGACGAAGAGUAAAACUCAAUACAGGACUGAUUUAUAAUUAACCACACAGACAGCUGUCCACAGCGGAAACUAUUAUAUAGGAUGCAUAUUUCUCCCUUGUACUUGUGUAUAUUUAUGUGCCUUACUAAUGUUUUAUAAAGGAGCCCCUCGGGAGCCUGGUGCCUAUUUACAGUGUAGUUCUAGACGCUGUAGUGCAUUGUGUGGAACUGAGAUGACCUUGUGUCUCUGUAAUGAGUAUCAUUUGUUUUUCAAUUCACAUUCCAAAGUCCAGUUUUAACCCCUCGAAAAGUCAAAUACUAGUAGUCAUUGGCACUGAUACACCCUCACACAACUGACUAAGAGCAAUACAUUCCUAGAAACUUAAACGUAUGACUCCAACCACUCUAACAUACAAUCACCCCAUAAUAGGUAAAUAGCUCUUUGUGCUUUCACUGCGUAUUCCGAACAAAACCAUGAGUUAGGUGCUAAUAUGGUGGGAUGUAGUUAGAUGUAGUGAGAUGUAUAUGUUAUCAGAACCUUGCUCAAUAAAAUGUCAUAUUCGAUAUAUCCCUUUAUAUUCACAGAUACAAAUUGUUACUUUAGAGUCGCAUCAAAAACAAAUAUAAGAUAUUUUUUCUUUAUCUGAAAAUGUUGAAAUACUAGUACCUUAAAGAAACUCAGUUUUGUAAUUUAAUGAUGUCUGAUACUCCUCUGUCUGAUAAGUGUCUUACACAUACAUGAGUGAUCCUUCAUAUGUUAAUGCAGUAUUUGACGCUCUGUUUCAUAUACUACAGAGUGGUGUUGAGACCAAAUUACACAGACCAUGAUUCGAAAUCGCGGGAUCACGUUAAACCCAUUUCAACCAAAUACUAAUAUUAUGCAAUGUCUUCUUUAACCACACGACGAUAACACAUGACAGUAAGGUUGCGAUGCAUGUUUGAACUGAAGUUAUGCAUACAAUAAUUCGAACAAGUGUACACAUAGGGCAAGCUAACAUUAAGUUGCAUGUAUUAUCCAAAGCAGUAUAUUCCAUUCGCUACAUUCCAAAGUCUGUAUUGGUUUUCGUAUUCACUUUGAUAAUAUAUUUUACAUAUUUGAUUUACAUUCAAUUAGAUCUUAAUUCCAUGCUAUAUUUCAGAGUAGCUGCGGUUCUUCCUUUUGAAAUAGCUUUGAUUUUUUCUAGUAUUACAUGUUUUACAAAAAAAUCAGUUUAUUUAUAUUAUCAUAAGUCUAAUUGACGUUACUAUUAUUUGGUCAAUCGUACAUGAUUCGAUAUCGGAUAUGUAUACAAGCGCUACUACAUGUUACCAUGCCCACUUUUAAUGUUUACCAAGCACAAUGGCUCUGUAAAUGCUUCCUUUAUUAGUAAACUAUGCUUGACUUUCAUAGAAAUGCCGAUAUUUAAGCAAUAUUAUGAACAUAUAUUCUCAAGCAAUUGUCAAUGAAUACAUCUGAUGUAGUAGAUAAUUUCAGUCUUUGUGAUAUCUUUUUUCUUUUGUUUGUUUGUAUAUAGAUGUACAGAAACUAACUCUGAUAUAACGGUAUUGGAGUGCGGUAUACCCUCUGCUCGUGUCAGAAAUCUGUUAAGAGAACGGUUUACUGCUGAAAGGGGAAGGGUCCGUCAGGACAGCAUGCUCCCAGAUGAUUUUUAGAUGACAGCGUAUUUUGGUGGGUGUACCUGUCCCACUGGGUUUCUUGUGUAAGUCUUUGUAAAAGUUUAUCCGUUGCGGCUGGACUAUAGGGUGCGACGGGGCUAUUGCUGUUCUUGGUGUAGAUACUAGCACUACACCAGUUGUAGAUUUAUCUUCAGUAAACUUUGCAACAGUUUCCAUAUUACGAAUGAUGGAAACAUUGUUUAUUCAGUUAGCUCACCUGACCUGUUCGGACAUCUUCACGCUAACCAAUGCCAUUGUAAUUCUGCUUUAGUCGUGCGAAUUUUAAAUUUAUAUGGUGGCUGUCUGUCAGGUGUGUACAUAAGUCAAUGUGUAUGUGAUACGGCAGUUUGUUUCUUCAAUAUUCACAAUUUACGUUCUCAAUAUUCACAAUUUACGUUCUUGGUUUCCAGACAACAUGCCUCGCGUCAGAUUGUUUCAUAGUAAUAAUGUAGCAAUUGACAAUGUUCUUUUAAGUGUCACACGCACAAAAUGUACCAUAUACAAUUCAUGACUCGCAGGAGACAAUAACCAACAACAACGAAAGAAAAAAGGGGUGAAAGAGCUAAAAAUAUAUAUAUUGUUACUAUUUAAUUAAUAAUCAUCACGACAACUGCCGUUUCUAAAACAUUUUAAAGCGUCAAGUCGGGGUACAUUGUUUUGGUAAAACGGUUUUAUUCAUUAAGUAAACAAAUUUCAUUAUUAUGGUAUUUCUAAACAAUUUGAACUGCUGGUCUAGGAUCUGGGUCAUCCUCUAAACCUUGUUCGAUAUGACAUACAUUUAAGAUGUACGCCUACAGUGUUAUGACAAUGAAACAGUGUAUUAACUGUUUGGGUCGUUUGUUUACAGAGGUUCCUGAGUGCACAUCAUAUAAAUAAUUCACAUUUCGCACUGGAAAUCAAUUUCUAACUUACAUAGUGCUUUGGACACUUAUCAAGCGGUUAGUUCCACCAGUGUUUGUCAUGUUUUGAACCAUGUGUGUUAUAUCACACAAUACCACUUCAUACUCUCCGAGUCUAUAUCUGUGUCAGGAGUCUUUACUUUGUGUGAUGUAUGUCAUGAAAUCGAAAAUAGGUAAACGAAACAAAGAAAGAAAACACUCUAUGACAUUCAGCUCCGAUUAAGUUUGAAAGUCAUUCUAAAACAUUUGAACACCAAACUUUCUUUUCAACACCGUGUACCAACAAAUACAGUUUCACUUUACAAUCAAAUAAUGUCAUGGUUGUUAAUCUGUAUAUGCCACCAAACUGUUUCAUGAUGUUAUGUAACGGUACCGGACUGAGUUGUGUAAACAUGGAAAUGUCCUCCUCUUGUUGUGACAGCAUCGUUGACAGUGAAAAGAUAUUUCUGGAUGAAGCUAUCCUUGAGAUUCGUCACCCAGUCAACAGUCACCGGUAUUCGCUGUGCAGAGUUAAGUCCCGUGAGUACGCCAGGAACCUAUGAUCAUGGGGUCGAAUCCCGAUUCGCCACGGUUAUGGUUCUAGGUUUGUCAGCACCAUAGGUGUUUUCGUUGGUUUCUCUACAGUGAUGAGCAUGUGAGACGUUACUCCGGGCUUUCCUCCCACAUCCAGAUGACCCGCCGUGAUAUCAUAGGAAUACUGUUCAAUGCGUUGGAGAACUCCUUUGGAGAUCACAUUUCUUUGGAUGACACUUAGAUAAAAUAACUGUAAUCAGCUGUUAUCCUUUGGCGCAGUAAUUGUAAGUUGACAUGGGCCAUUUGUACGUCCAAAAAGUGCAUUGACGCUUGAAUUACAAAACAAAAUUAAAAGAGAGAAUGAAUAGAGUUUCAAUGUUAACAUUAAACGCUCAUUUGAUGCUGUUCGAAAACAUAUGAAAUAUGCAUACAUUAGUUGCAUGUUUUCUUUCAACUUAAAGGCAUGGCCUGUUUUUAUGUUUUACAUAUGCGGAGAAUGAUAUAAUGAUCGUUGCAUUAAUUUACAAUAAUAUACCUUAAAUUCAUUACGUUUAUAUAUUUAUCAAAGUGAACUGUGAUAUGACUUGGAAGUGCUGGAACUGUCUCUUGUUAAUAAAAGCAAGCUAGUUCUAUUUA